CGCCGCCGCAGUCAUGUUUUCGUUUGGCGGUGGCGAUUCCCGUACGCGAGUGCGCGCGCGUGUGUUUGUGAUUGUGUGUGCGUGUGUGAGCGUGUAUAUACUCUAUCCCUUAUGUCCCUUCCGCUCUUAAUCGUAAACAAAAUUAUCGGUUUUUUCCGCUGUCCGAAAUUGUACCAGGAACCGGAACAUUGAAAAACAAUUAUCGCACAUUGUUUGAUCAUCGGCCGGCUACCCGUGUGCCCCGCGUAUUUGGACUAUUGUGUAACGAGCACAGAAGGCUGAGUACCGGUAACAUUUCGAACGAUAUACGAAAUCGGAGCUCCGUGUCGAAGGGACCGCCGAGAUGUCUUAAAUUACUUUGACACUGUUUCAGUGUGGUACACUUAGUUACAAAACGAUUCUUCAUUCGGCUGACGAUGUGCUCGAGCAGCUCUUGGCAAGCACUGGUCACCACAGUGUUGGCCUGUUCAGCAGUCUGCGCGUUCGCUUCCGGCGCCAACUUCUCCGCAUUUCCAUUUAUCCAAUACUUGACACAGCCUCCCUCGCUGACAGUGAAGCCGAGACCGCAGCAGGCGAAGAGCAACGGCGUGGCGUCUUUCUACUGUGGCGCGCGCGGUGACCCUCGACCGACCAUCUACUGGCGGAAGAAUUUGAAAAAGGUGUCGACGUCGCUGAGCAGGUACGAGAUUGUUGACAAGGUGGUUGGCGACAGCGAGACUGGCUCGGUGUUGCGCAUUGAGCCGACCCGGGCGCCCCGGGACAACGCUGUCUACGAGUGUUUCGCUGAGAACGGCGUGGGCGACGCAGUCAGCGCGAAUGCCAAGCUAGAAGUGUACGAUGAAAAAGAUUUGCCCGCCGGUUUCCCGGUGAUCACCGAGGGUCCGGGCACUCACAAAUCUAUUGAAGUGGGCCAUAACGCUGUGUUGCAGUGCACCGCCACAGGUAAUCCGCAGCCGAACAUCUAUUGGCUUCGAGAUAAUAUGCGACUGGACUUGGACACGAACCCGAGAUACUCGAUUCUCGACAAAGGAUUUCCAGGUGCUUUGCAGAUCAGCGACAGUCAGGAAACAGACCAGGGAAAAUAUGAAUGCGUGGCCGAAAACACUGUGGGCACACAACAUGCUACGACCAUGCAACUGUGGGUCAGAGUUCGUCGAGUGCCGCCGCAGUUUUCCAUCCCCCCGCCCACUAUGGAGAAAGUAAAAGUCGGCGAAAACAUCAGCAUUCCGUGUGUGGCCGUCGGUUCGCCGAUGCCGUACGUGAAAUGGCGCCGAGGGAAGACAACCGAACUCUCGCCCGAAGACAAACUGCCCGUGGGCCGGAACGUGUUGAACUUGACAAACGUCGAGGUUUCGGAUAAUUACACGUGCAUAGCGGCCUCAUCCCUGGGCAUGAUUGAAGCGACGACUUUCAUUAAAGUCUUGACACUACCCAGUCCGCCGAUCGACGUCAAAGUGUCGGAUGUGACGUCCACGUCGGUCAAGCUGAGCUGGUCGCACCCCAACCCGGACGACAUACAGUACUAC
Molecule: messenger RNA, 1526 nt
Organism: Acyrthosiphon pisum (pea aphid)
Lineage: Eukaryota; Metazoa; Arthropoda; Insecta; Hemiptera; Aphididae
Product: tyrosine-protein phosphatase Lar
Exons: 9
Molecular function (GO): protein binding
Source: RefSeq, a predicted model, not a curated record